This is a messenger RNA of Iphiclides podalirius (scarce swallowtail), 465 nucleotides long. NCBI's taxonomy places the organism in Eukaryota, Metazoa, Arthropoda, Insecta, Lepidoptera, Papilionidae. The record is from the annotation of a GenBank genome assembly.
AUGGAGUUGCAAUAUUUUUUAUGUGCGUUUUCCUUACUAUGUGAACUGUCGUCGGCGAUGCAGUGUUACAAGUGCGACCCGGAGCGGACUUACACGAACGAGGAGACACUAUGCGAGCAAUUCGACGGCAGCGCGAGAUACGUCACGGACUGCAUACAUUCCACUAUGUGUUACAAGAGAGUGAUCUCCCUGGACUUGGGCAACGGAUUGGCAACAACGACCACGCAGCGCGGCUGCGCCUCGCAAACCAUGAGCGGCGACCAGGCGAAGAUAAACGGCAAAUGGCGUCCGGUCAAUACCAUUUACGACGUGUACAACGAGGGGUGCGCAGAGGACCCCAGCGACAUCGAGCGCGCCACAACAACCCUCUACUGCUACUGUCGCGGCGAUCUGUGCAAUGGCGUCGAUAGUUAUACCAUUAGUCGAUACCUACUAUUAAUAGUCAUAAUAGGUUUGAUUCUAAGU